Gymnodraco acuticeps is the source of this 2309-nucleotide messenger RNA. RefSeq names its product cytokine receptor-like factor 1a (gene crlf1a). The record is from RefSeq and is a predicted model, not a curated record. The transcript is spliced from 9 exons. Gene Ontology annotation, molecular function: protein binding; cytokine receptor activity. Gene Ontology annotation, biological process: cytokine-mediated signaling pathway. The coding region runs from base 323 to 1507 and encodes 394 amino acids. NCBI's taxonomy places the organism in Eukaryota, Metazoa, Chordata, Actinopteri, Perciformes, Bathydraconidae. Gene Ontology annotation, cellular component: external side of plasma membrane.
UAUGAUUUAGCUGCAGGAAGCAUUGAGAAGCGAAAAGACUGCAAACAGGACGCGGUAAACUCACGCUUUUAGCCUUUACCGAGGACGUGUUUUCCUCAUGGCUUCUCAGCGGGGAACUUUUUCCACCGGGUCACACUUUUUCUAGUGCGCUCCUUCGCUCCUGAGAGUUAUCUUGUUAAUAAUAUCCGGAGCAUUUAGCUUUUGAACCCGUGCUGUUUUUUCCUCACUGUGCGUAAUUUCUACCCAGGAUCGAGGAAAAAGGCGACAUCACAACAACACGAGGACGAGGGAUCAAGACAGAAAUAAGACGAACUGGGGGAAAAUGAAAGGCGUCUUGGAUAUCUGCUUGGUUUUCCUCAUGCUGCACACUCCCGGCGUGCUUUCCUUGUCCACACAUGUAGCAGUUAUCUAUCCCCAGGACCCCGUCCUGCGCAUGGGGUCCACGCUGACCGCCAGCUGCUGGGUCCACCCCGACCUCGGCGUCCACGCCAGCUCUCUGUUCUGGACGCUCAACGGUCAGCCGCUGCCCGGCUCCAUGUACAGAGUCCUCAGCCCCACCAACCUCAGUGUGACGCUGGCCGGGCUCAACGCCUCCCGGCAAACAUCCGGCGACAACCUGGUCUGUCACAACCACAAGGGACACAUCCUGGCCGGAUCCUGCCUCUAUGUAGGAAUGCCUCCAGAGAAGCCGGUCAAUAUGACCUGCUGGUCCAGGAACACCAAAGACCUGACAUGCAGCUGGGCUCCAGGAGGGAAAGGAGAGACUAACAUUAGCACACAGUACACACUCAAGUACAAGCUCAGGUGGUAUGGCAAGGAGAAGGAGUGUGAGGAUUACACUCAUACGCAGCCUUACUCCUGCAGCAUCACCCGGGACCUGCACCUCUUCACGCCCUACGAGAUCUGGGUGGAGGCCUCCAACCAGCUGGGCAGGGCCGCCUCCGAUGUCAUCACACUCGACAUCCUAGACGUGGUGACCACGGACCCUCCAUCAGGUGUGUCUGUCAGUCGCGUCGGGCAGCUCGAGGACCAGCUGAGCGUCCGCUGGGAGGCCCCACCUGCCCUCAAAGACUUCCUGUUUCAGGCCAAAUACCAGAUCCGCUACAGAUUGGAGGACAGCCAAGACUGGAAGGUGAUGGACGACGUUGGGAAUCAGACAUCUUGUAGAUUGGCUGGACUGAGACCUGGAACUGUGUAUUUUGUCCAGGUUCGCUGUAAUCCCGUGGGAAUCUACGGUUCUCGCAAAGCUGGGAUCUGGAGCGAGUGGAGCCAUCCUACUGCUGCAUCCACACCCCACAGCGAGCGGUUGAUGUCGGGCUCAUGUGACUCAAAGUCCAGCGGGGACUCAAACUCCACCCUGCGCCGGGAGCUGAAGCAGUUCUUCGGCUGGGUGCGGAAACACGCCUACGGCUGCAGCAGCAUGUCCAUGAAGCUGUACGACCAGUGGAGAGUGCUGAUGCAGAAAUCCCACAAAACUCGCAACCAGGUAGGUUCUCCAAGGGGAUAAAUCCUAGCACAGGCUGCCUUUACGGGCAGAAAAACAAGAAACGAACUGAACGAGUGUGUUUUUGUCUAUGUGUGUGAGGAAGAGAGAUUGUAUUCGUAUAUGGGAAUUAUAAGACAUUUGCUCUGGACAUGUUGUGCAAAUAACGGCCAGGAGAGGACAUCAAAUGAAAAAAACUGGGAUUUUCUUCUUUAUUUCAUCUUUUCCAGUCAACAUGAGCACUUUUUUGUCUGAAAAUGUGGACUUGUUAUGGACAUCUUGGUUGCAUCAUUAGCAAGACACCAUGUGGACUACUCUGCUUUCUCAAAGGACCACGCAACAGGAAAACUCACACAUCCCUAAAGAUGUUUGCCGCAUAUCUGCUCUAAAUGUGCACAAAGGUCAUCAAAACAGAUUACAAGUGUUGUCCAAACAACUACAAGUAUUCUGACCUUUUUUGUUUUACUUCACCUGUGGAUCCAAAGCACCAUCUAGUGGCUGAUCAGCGUCUGUGGAUUCUGCAAAUCAAGGCGUUCACCGUGGUCCUGUUGGAAAAAGCAAAAGCAACUAAUUAUCAUUCAGUAUUUCUAAACCAUGCUUUAUAAGUGCCAAACUGGUUCACUCAGCAUUCAUGUGAGCAACAGUGUGACUGAUGGUGUUUUUGUAUGGAGACGUUUUACUGCCUUUAUUUUUGUACUGAAUUGUACCAGCAUAUUUAAAACUGUAUAAAGUUAUGUUUUAUGUCUUAAGUUAUGCUUAGUUAGUAAAAAAAAAUAUCAUUGACUGAAGUUGUUUUCGAUUUCCUACUGUUCUAUAAAAAUGUUGA